CUUCCUCAGAAAACUGCCCAUCUUCUUCUUCGAUCACUACACCACCCUCACUCUACACUCUUCCAAACUCUUUCUCAGACUUAGCCAUGGCGGUUUCAAAGUCUCCGUCAGCAGCAGCGAAGCAUCAUUCACCGACAAAAGCAGAGGCCAAGGCAAUCUCUUCACUGUUCACCACAAGGGGAACGAUGGUGUUUGCUUUUGGCGUCACAUUUGCUUUUGUUGCUUGUACGGCUUUCUUGGUGCUAAACCCAUCUUCCAAUUCCUCUCCUUGGAUAAAAAACUUCCUCAAGUCGUCGUCUUCCAGCUCCCGGUUUUCCUCUCUUUUCUCUUCAUUUGUUUCUAAUUUUUCCCAAACCGAUGGCAACCCACUUCCUUUCACUUACCCACCGGCCGCCCCUUUUUGGGUUUCUUGGGAAAGCAGUGGAUUUGGUGACAAAAAUGGGUCUUUGUCCGGUGAUGGAGAAAGUCGAGUGUCGGAGGAUGUUCUGGCAUUCAAUCAAACGGGUACUUUACUCUUCACUCCGACUGUUUCUUUCUCUCAAGAAUCUAAUGGCACAUCAAAAGGUUUAAUUAUUCAAAUUUCCAGUAGCCCAUCAAAGAAUGAGAGUUGGGAUGCUAAUGUAACAAGAGAUCCAGGUGGUUCUCAGUCUUUCUCGGAUAAUGCUGGUGAUUACCGAUUUGCUUUAAAAGGAGAUGGAAAGGAAUCAAAGGAUGUGUGGGAUUUGGAAAUGAAUGUGACAGGGGAAGGGGUUUUAGGUAAGGGGCGAGAGUCUAGCAAUGUGACACUGGAAUCAAAUGAAAUGGAUGGAUUUGGAAGUGUUGAUGACAUUUUUAGUAAGCAUAGAAAUGGAGAUCUUAAGGAUAUAGACUUAAUGAACCAUUGUAACAUAUUUGAUGGGAAGUGGGUGAGAGAUGAUUCUUGUCCAAUUUAUGCACCAGGGUCUUGUCCCCAUAUUGAUGAGCCUUUCAAUUGUUAUCUUAAUGGUAGACCUGACCGAGGCUAUGAGAAGUAUAGAUGGCAACCCAAAGAUUGCAAUAUACCAAGGUUGAAUGGUAGGCAUAUGCUGGAAUUGUUGAGAGGAAAGCGUGUAGUUUUUGUUGGUGAUUCUCUAAACAGAAAUAUGUGGGAGUCUCUUGUGUGCAUCCUUCAUAGCUCAGUGGGAGACAAAAGUAGAGUUUGUGAAGCCUCUGGCAGAAAUGAAUUUCGAACAGAUGGCUCUUAUUCUUUCAAGUUUGAAGAUUACAACUGUUCAGUGGAGUACUUUCGAUCACCAUUUCUAGUUCAAGAAGGUGACAUGUCUGGAAAAAAUGGAUUGAUGAAGGAAACUCUUCACCUUGAUAUGAUUGAGAAAUCAUCUGAUAAGUACAAAAGUGCUGAUAUUCUCAUCUUCAACACAGGGCACUGGUGGACUCAUGAGAAAACUUCAAAAGGGAAAGGUUACUAUCAAGAGGGUAGCAUAAUUUAUGAUCAAUUGAAUGUCAAAGUGGCAUUUCGGAAAGCUUUGACCACAUGGGCAAGAUGGAUAGAUGCUAAUAUAGAUCCUAUGAAGACCCUUGUUUUCUUCAGGGGAUAUUCUGCUUCCCACUUUAGGGGUGGAAGAUGGAAUUCUGGAGGUCAAUGCCACAGUGAGACUGAACCUUCAGAGAAUGAGAUAUACUCAAAAAAGUAUUCAUCAAAAAUGAGAAUUUUAGAAUCAGUAAUCAAUGGGAUGAAUACAUCCGUGCUUUAUCUGAAUAUUACCAGAAUGACUGGUUUCCGGAAGGAUGCUCACCCAUCAAUAUACAGGAAGCAGAAUUUAACUGAGGAAGAAAGAUUGGCACUGGGAUUCCAGGAUUGCAGCCACUGGUGUCUUCCUGGUGUUCCUGAUACAUGGAAUGAACUUAUAUAUGCUAAACUCCUUAUUGCACAUAACCAAAAACACCAAGAUCAGCUCUACCAAGAACAACUGCGAAGACCAUAGGUAAAAUAAAUGUUUUUUAUGCUUCUGUUGAUCAGCUGAAUGAUUAGUUUUUAGAUUGGUUCAUCUCAAAGAAUUCUCUGGUAAAUAGUUAUGAUCAUUACUGAGAAUAUUAAAAUGAUGGUAUUGGUAGUGCACUAUUGCUGAAAGGAAAGAGAGAAAAAGGGGCUGAAUGCAGUUGUCUGUAAACAUGGAGAAGGUGAUGGUGAUGGGAUUUUCUAUUUUGGUUCCGGGGAGUUGUACUUUCUGUCCUCAUGCACUCAAUUUAGCUGUGUUUCUAGUGGAAUGUAAAUCUAUCAUGAAUCCAUUGUUUGAAACGAUAUCAGGUUUUAUUAUCUGUUAAUAUGAAUCAAAGGCAAUUUUGAAUUUUGAUCUCAAAUUGAAAAACUUUUGUCCCUAGUUUUCUUGAUUCUUCAAAUGAAGCUUUUGCCUGAUUCUGUCUGUCUUGUCUCCAGAGCAUUGGAGAACAAUAAGCAAAGGGUUGAAUA
Molecule: messenger RNA, 2446 nt
Organism: Rubroshorea leprosula
Lineage: Eukaryota; Viridiplantae; Streptophyta; Magnoliopsida; Malvales; Dipterocarpaceae
Source: the annotation of a GenBank genome assembly